Molecule: messenger RNA, 3174 nt
Organism: Physcomitrium patens
Lineage: Eukaryota; Viridiplantae; Streptophyta; Bryopsida; Funariales; Funariaceae
Source: RefSeq, a predicted model, not a curated record
AUGGCUAGCAUGGAGAAGACGUGUACGUUGUUAGUGCACUUCGACAAGGGGACUCCCGCUCUUUCAAAUGAAAUCAAGGAGCAUUUGGAGGGGCAUGACGUUGAGGCGAAAGUAGAUGCCAUGAAGAAAGCCAUAAUGCUGCUGCUCAACGGUGAAACUAUUCCUACCCUUUUCAUCACCAUUGUUCGGUAUGUACUUCCCUCCGAGGAUCACACCAUUCAGAAGCUCUUGCUGCUGUACUUAGAAAUCAUAGACAAGACGGACUCGCGGGGGAAGGUACUGCCGGAAAUGAUCCUUAUCUGUCAGAAUCUCCGGAAUAACUUGCAGCACCCCAAUGAGUAUAUCCGAGGGGUGACAUUGCGGUUUCUGUCGAGACUUAUGGAGGCAGAGCUAAUUGAGCCUCUCAUUCCUUCAGUGUUGGCUAACCUGGAGCAUCGACAUGUAUUUGUGAAGAGGAAUGCCAUCCUUGCGAUUACAGCUAUCUGUAAACUUCCUCAAGGGGACCACCUUAUACCUGACGCCCCUGAACUCAUUGAAAAGCUUCUUCAUCAGGAGCAAGAUCAGUCUGCCCUUCGUAACGCAUUUCUCAUGCUUUUCAAUUGUGCGCAAGAGCGGGCUGUGGCUUACCUUCUCGGUCACUUGGAUAAGGUAUCGUCGUGGGGAGAUACUUUCCAGAUGGUGGUUCUUGAGCUUAUCCGCAAGGUCUGCCGGACCAAUCCCGAGGUUAAGGGGAGAUACAUAAAAAUCAUAGUGUCAUUGUUGAGUUCUCAAUAUGCGGCGGUGAUGUAUGAGAGUGCGGGAACUCUUGUGUCCCUUUCUUCUGCCCCGACAGCUGUCCGAGCCGCAGCCAAUGCGUACUGCCAACUGCUUCAAACUCAGAGCGAUAACAAUGUGAAGUUGAUUGUCCUCGAUCGUCUCCAGGAGCUCAAAACUUCUCACAGAGAGGUCAUGAUGGAGGUUAUAAUGGACGUUCUGCGUGCUCUUUCAAGCCCCAAUUUGGAUAUCCGUAAAAAGACGCUUGACAUUGCGAUGGACCUCGUUACCCUUCGCAAUAUUGACGAGGUUGUGAUGACCUUGAAGAAGGAGGUCGUAAAGACACAGAACGGGGAUCUGGAGAAGAACGGCGAGUAUAGGCAAAUGCUUGUGCAGGCCAUUCACUCGUGUGCCUUGAAGUUCCCAGAAGUGGCUAGCACGGUGGUUCAUUUGUUGAUGGACUUUUUGGGGGAUUCUAACGUGGCAUCGGCGAUCGAUGUUGUGUGCUUCGUAAGAGAAAUCAUUCAAACAAACACCAAGUUGCGGGAAUCGAUUCUUGCCAGGUUGGUGGACACUUUCUAUCAGAUCCGGUCCUCGCGAGUGGCUACUUGUGCUCUCUGGAUUAUUGGGGAGUAUUCACUGUCGGCAAGCGAAGUAGAGUCAGGUAUUUCUGUAAUUAAGCAAUCACUAGGCGAACUUCCAUUCUUUACUUCUGCUGAGGAGGGCGAUGUGGUUGAUACAGCUGUCAGCAACAAGGGUCCUUCAACUCCCAAAGCCACUGCUCUGCAGCAUGCUUCUCUGGCUUCUUCCAAGCGGCCCGCAAUUUUAGCAGAUGGGACAUACGCAACCCAAAGUGCUGCCGCUUCUUCUGCGGCCCCCUCAUUGACAUCAGUAGCCGUAGGUUCUUCUGCCAAUCUACGGACAAUCUUACUGACGGGAGAUUUCUUCCUGGGAGCUGUGGUGGCAAGCACACUCACAAAACUGAUGUUGCGUUAUGAAGAUGUUCAGGAGAACCAAGUGGCUGCAAACAGAGCUGAAGCUGACGUUCUUUUAUACAUGGUUUCCAUGCUCAGACUUGGCCAGUCUUCCGCUUUGUCUCAUCCCAUUGAUGACGAUGCAUACGAUCGGAUCACGCUGUGCAUCAGGGUUCUUGCCAACAAGGACCAGGUGAUGAAGUCGGUGUGGUUGAAGAACUGCCGAUCAAGUUUUGCAAUGAUGAUAGAUGAUAAAAUCUGUAGGGAAAUGGAAGAGAAGAAGGCGAAAGCACAGGAUUCAUAUGCCCAGCCCGAUGAUUUAAUCGAUUUCUAUCACCUGAAGCGAACAAAGGGCAUGAGCCAAAUGGAGCUGGAGGAUGAAGUGCAAGAUGACCUCAAAAGAGCAACUGGAGAAUCUACAAAAGAGGGCGACUCGAGGAAAUUGAACAAAGUCCUCCAAUUGACAGGGUUCAGCGACCCGGUCUAUGCAGAAGCGUAUGUUACUGUUCAUCAAUACGAUAUAGUCUUGGAUGUCACUGUUCACAACCGAACAACAGAGACUCUUCAAAAUCUCUGUCUAGAGCUUGCGACUAUGGGUGAUUUGAAGCUAGUAGAACGUCCACAGAAUUAUGCUCUUGCUCCUAAUACUAGCAAGCAAAUUCGAGCAAACAUCAAGGUUUCUUCUACAGAGACGGGUGUCAUUUUCGGAAAUAUUGUGUACGAGUCGAGCACUGUCCUUGACCGUAAUGUGGUGGUGCUGAAUGAUAUCCACAUUGACAUCAUGGACUACAUCGCUCCUGCCUCGUGUACUGAUAUAGCUUUCCGCAACAUGUGGGCAGAGUUUGAAUGGGAGAACAAGGUGGCGAUUAACACUACCAUACAAGUGGUGCGGGGUUUCUUGCAGCAUAUUGUUGAUUCUACAAACAUGAAGUGUCUCACUCCUCCAUCUGCUUUGGAAGGUGAUUGUGGCUUUUUGGCGGCAAAUCUUUAUGCGAAGAGCGUGUUUGGAGAGGAUGCGUUGGUGAAUGUCAGUGUUGAGAAGCAAUCGGAUGGCAAGCUCAGUGGCUAUGUCCGAAUCAGAAGUAAAACGCAGGGCAUUGCCCUCAGCCUUGGAGACAAGAUUACUCUCAAACAGAAAGGUUAAUAGACGAGCUUCAUGAAAAGAAUAAAUUUCUUUUUUAGUUGAGUCUCUGAACGGGUCGGUUAAAAAUUGAUAUAAAGCUAACCACUUUGGCUGGGUUGGCUUUUGAGACAAUUUGGUCAUUCAUAGCUGCAUGUGUAUCUCAUACAUAGCACAGUAUAGGUCAUGAACUUGAAACAGCAUUCAAGUCUUAUUGUACAAGACAUUAGCUACUCAGCUCCUCAAAUUUUUGUAUGUAGUGUGACAUGGUUUCUAAUAAAUCUACGAUUUUGGCUUUUGAGCAUUGUGCUCGUUUCGGUUUCCUCA